UUCCCGCGGAUAAUUCAGUCGUUUGCCAUUUUCUUUCCCGAACGUUUGAGUGAAUAUGAAGCUCAAAAACAAUGGACCGAGCUGGACGAUCGGCUUACAUUCAUACUGCUGGACCGGAGUAUACUGCCGAAUCGCUCGCGACGAGCCGUGGCGGCAAUGAUCGGAGAUAUCAACUUGUUUCUCACGCCACAAUAUGAAGACUCCGGAGACAAAGAAGCUGCGCUGUGCGAAGAUAAGUAUGAACUAUUUCAACGAGUCCGCGGUCAAGGCUUGGCGGCUGAGGCGUUAGCAGGGUUCUUGCAAUUUGUGGGACAACAUUUACCCCAUAAACUAUCCUCAUUGGUGGCCAAAGUUUCCAUGGAAAACAAGCCAAGCAUUCGUUUGUUCCAGAAUCGUUUGGGUUUUGUCGAACGGAGUCGCUUGAUAGAAGAACAUUCUUUUAAACUAACAACCUAA
Messenger RNA from Echinostoma caproni, 456 nucleotides. NCBI's taxonomy places the organism in Eukaryota, Metazoa, Platyhelminthes, Trematoda, Plagiorchiida, Echinostomatidae. The record is from the annotation of a GenBank genome assembly.